GACUGUUGGGAUCCCAUCAAAGGAAGGGUAUAAAUAUAAGACACGAGGACACAGACAGGAGAAAAUUCCACUGUAUGGAGCCACAACUCCUGGUAACAGAUGCUGCGAGCAGUGACAGACUCAAGCAUAUACAGUCUAUGUAGUGUGUAGGGCCUGGCUCCAGGGCUUCCCUUGUGCUCCCAUGCAGAGAGGGCCCCCAGGGGAGCUGACGCCAGCUGAGACUGAAAAACAAGGGUCUAAUAUCUAAGUCGCGCCAUGGUGGAGGAGAACCUGGAGACAGAUGGCCCCAGAUCCUCCAUGCCAGCUGAGCUCCACCAUCCCCACUCUAAGUACGCUCAGUGGAAGUUUAAACUGUUUAGGGUGAGGUCCAUGGAGAAGGCCCCUUUGCCCGGUGAGAGCCAACCUGAUACAGGAGUCUUGUUAGGGAUCUCACCUCCUGCAGCUCCAAAAAUAGAUUUAGAUAAUGGUGUGGGUCCAGGUAGUGUUAUGAAAUUGUGCCUUGGGGGAAAAAGCAAGGAGAAUGUGGAAGGCCCCGGCCGGAGGGUAGAUAAGAAGCUGCAGGAAAUGGACACCCACAUGAACCACCUCAGGUGUCUCUGCCGUCUCUGUGGAGUGACCCUGAGGAAAGUCAAGGGACCACUGCAUGAGGUUCAUGGGGAUCUGGACGAGGCAAGUAAAGGUGCCCUGCGUAAAAUGGGCUGCAAGUUUAAGAGCUGGCCAGAGGUCAUCCUCAAAGUCUUCAAAGUGGACGUGACCGAGGACACAGAAUCUGUCCACCCCCUUUCCUUCUGCCAUCGCUGCUGGAUGGCCGCCAUACGAGGAGGGGGUUUCUGCAGCUUCUCCAGAAUAAAAGUCCCAGAGUGGAAACCCCACUCUUCCCUCUGCCACCUUUGCUCCCCCAAGAAAAGCUCAUUCCAGCGGACUGGGAGGAAGAGGAGGAAGACCAUUCCCCGAGCCCAGAGCCUGGCGAAGAGGAGCAGGCGGGAGCACGCUGACAUCAUCGCCGUGGGAGAGAGGAGAGUUCUGAGACCGUUUGGGGACCGCCAUCAUGGCCUGGCGCUCAGGGGCUGGAGGAAACCCAGUGUCCAGAGAGAGAAAUGGGUGAGGAACAUUACCCACUGCCAGAAAGACCACCUGAGCACUAAGCUGAUCUCUGAGAAGCUCCCUGUGGACUUCCUCUAUUCUUUCACCUGCCUGGUGUGUGACCACCUGCUCUUUGAUCCAGUUCAGUCCCCCUGUGGGCACCUUUUCUGCCGCAGCUGUAUUAUAAAAUAUAACCACGUUCUGGGACCUCACUGCCCGGCCUGCAACUUGCCCUGUGCCCCUGAUGAUCUCACCUCGCCUGCCAAAGCCUUUUUAUCAGCUCUCCAUUCCCUGCCUCUGCUUUGCCCCAGAGGCGGCUGUGGAGAGCAGGUCAGGCUAGACUCAUUUAAAGCUCACUGUCUGGAUCAUGAGCUGAGUGAACAGGAUGCAAACAAGCAGUCAUCAGAACUCGACAGCUACUUGCUAGCCAAUAAAGGGGGAAGACCCCGUCAGCACUUGCUGUCUCUAACCCGGCGUGCCCAGAAGCAUCGGCUGAGGGAUCUGAAGAACCAGGUGAAGGUGUUUGCAGACAAAGAGGAAGGUGGCGACCUGAAGUCUGUGUGUCAGACACUAUUCCUGCUUGCGCUGCGAUCUGGGAAUGAGCACCGGCAGGCAGACGAGCUCGAGGCCAUGAUGCAAGGCAGAGGCUUUGGGCUGCAUCCCGCGGUGUGCUUGGCCAUUCGGGUGAACACUUUCCUGAGCUGCAGCCAGUAUCACAAGAUGUACCGGACUGUCAAAGCCACCAGUGGCCGCCAGAUAUUUCAGCCCCUGCACACCCUCCGAGCCGCGGAGAAGGAGCUUCUCCCUGGCUUUCACCAGUUUGAGUGGCAGCCAGCUCUCAAGAAUGUGUCCACGUCUUGCAACGUUGGCAUUAUUAAUGGGCUCUCUGGAUGGGCUGCCUCGCUGGAUGACUCCCCGGCCGACACCAUCACUCGGCGGUUUCGCUAUGAUGUGGCACUGGUGUCAGCAUUAAAAGAUCUGGAGGAGGACAUCAUGGAGGGGCUGAGAGAGAGUGGGAUGGAAGACAGCGCUUGCACCUCAGGCUUUAGUGUCAUGAUCAAGGAAUGUUGUGAUGGCAUGGGUGAUGUCAGUGAAAAACACGGUGGAGGACCAGCCGUUCCUGAGAAGGCUGUACGCUUCUCUUUCACCGUUAUGUCUGUCUCUGUCCUGGCAGACGACGACAGGCGGGAGGUUACCAUCUUCACCGAGCCAAAGCCAAACUCAGAGCUGUCCUGUAAGCCCCUUUGCCUGAUGUUUGUGGAUGAGUCAGACCAUGAGACACUCACAGCUGUCCUGGGGCCUAUAAUAGCAGAGCGUAACGCAAUGAAAGAGAGCAGGCUCAUCCUACCCAUAGGAGGCCUGCCUCGCUCCUUCCGCUUCCACUUCAGAGGCACAGGAUACGAUGAGAAGAUGGUGAGAGAGAUGGAGGGCCUGGAAGCCUCGGGCUCCACGUAUAUCUGUACUCUGUGUGACUCCAGUCGGGCAGAGGCCUCUCAAAACAUGGUGCUGCACUCCAUCACCCGCUCUCACGAAGAGAACCUGGAGCGUUACGAAAUAUGGAGAACCAACCCCUUCUCUGAGUCUGUGGAGGAGCUGCGAGACAGAGUCAAAGGGGUCUCUGCGAAGCCCUUCAUGGAGACCCAGCCCACACUUGAUGCAUUACACUGUGACAUUGGCAAUGCCACAGAGUUCUACAAAAUCUUCCAGGAUGAGAUAGGGGAGGUGUACCAAAAGGUCAACCCCAGCCGAGAGGAGCGGCGCAGCUGGAGGGCAGCCCUAGAUAAACAGCUGAGGAAGAAGAUGAAGCUUAAACCCAUAAUGAGGAUGAAUGGGAACUACGCCCGCAGGCUAAUGACCCUGGAGGCUGUGGAGGUGGUGUGCGAGCUGGUGCCCUCGGAGGAGAGGAGGGAGGCCCUGAGGGAGCUCAUGAGGCUCUACCUCCAGAUGAGGCCUGUGUGGCGUGCCACCUGCCCAGCCAAGGAAUGCCCCGACCAGCUGUGCCGCUACAGCUUCAACUCCCAGCGCUUUGCUGACCUCCUAUCCUCUACCUUCAAAUAUAGGUACAAUGGAAAGAUAACCAAUUACCUUCACAAGACCCUGGCCCAUGUGCCCGAAAUCAUAGAGAGGGAUGGAUCCAUCGGAGCCUGGGCCAGCGAGGGGAACGAGUCGGCGAACAAGCUGUUCAGGCGUUUCCGGAAGAUGAAUGCACGUCAGUCAAAGGCCUACGAACUGGAGGACGUGUUGAAACAUCACUGGCUCUACACCUCCAAGUACUUGCAGAAGUUUAUGGAGGCUCACAAGGACUCUGUCAAAGCCCUACAAGCUACUAUUGACCCAGUAGAGACACAGGAUGAUGAGGACAUGUCUCUGGAAUUGAAUGAUUUUUGAUUUAAUGUGAAAUGUGUAAUGUGUGUACAUGCAUUGAUUCAUGUUUAGAAUAAGAAUUGUCAUAAUACUUUGAGAUUUUUCAUUUCAUUUUCUUGUGAUUAAAACAUAUGUACAAAUUUAUGCAAAACAUCAUUUAUUGUUUGAUUUUGCAAGACCUUUUCAUUAAGUAACCAAUCUCUUGUACUUGAAUUGAGCCAUUUACAGAGCUUUCCUGCAAGUAUUGUUAUUCUCACACCACGUUUUUUUAAAUGCGUCUUCUCCUUGUUUUGAAUGCUUACUUGUAUUUGAGCUGCCUUGUUGAAAGGUUCCAUACCCAUAAAUUUGCUUUGCCUUGCUUUGUUAGCAAAGAUGGGACCGCAGAGGUAUAUAGAAAUAAUACACAGGUUUUCUUUUCACUCGCUCUGAGCAGCAAAGUUCUUUUCUUUAUCUUCACCGUCUGUGAAAUAUGGUGCAGUUUAUUGUAUUGCAAGGAUAUGACACAUUUAUGAAUUUAUAUAGAGAGGAUAUUUAUGGAAACAGAUGAAAGCGCUGUAAGUCAUAGAGGGAAAUUGUGUUAAAAAGACCACAUUUGUGGCCACUGUAUUAAUAUAUCAUUUGAGCUGGAGCAAAAUGCAAUCACGGAGACCCAAAUGUUCUUUGUUUCAUGAGUGCCCUCUGAAAAAGAUUACUUUAGUGCUUUAUCGUGGGAUCCCUGAGGGGCAGAAUAGAUGCCAGGUCACUUUGAACCAAUUUUUAUCUCUUUUAGUUUUUGCACAGUGGAGGAUAGAUGAUACUUAUACGAAUUCUUCACAUAAAAUAAAGCAUAUACUGACCUUUUUGUUGAUACCAUAAAAAUACAGCAUGGACCAUUACGGAGCCUAAUACCCCAUGGACUCUCUAGCAGGCAGAGAUUUUUCUUAAGUUCUGUAUAUAACCUGGCUCUUUUUCUCUGCUGAUAUUUCUUCAUUGCCAUGGUUGACAGAGGAGAGGGAUGGGCCGGAGGCAGAGAGACCUGAUUUAAACUGAUUUGUUGGCAACUUUAUUUGUUUGAUUGAUUGAUUAUAUUGUCUUUUUCUGCCCUCACCAUUUUCAGUUGUGACAGGCAAUUUUGUUUUCUCAUUUGAUUGAAUGUUUGAUUUUAUUUUACUGUCAUAAGUUUAACCAUAUGUCAGCUGUGAAAUAUUCACAUUUCAUUGGAUAGUUGUCACACUUGUACAAUAACAUCGUGUUUUGAGUGCAUUAUACUGCAACUUGUCUCAUAUUUGUUUUUUUUGCCGUAAUGAAUUGCAUUUCCAAAGUAAUGGAUGAUGGAUGAUUCAUAAAAUCCUACUUGGUCACUUUUUACCAUGUACUUCCUCAUUUUGUUUUUCCAUAUUACACUAAAUAUCAGGUAAAGUGUUUACUUGGGUUGCACAAGAUGUUUUCAGUGGUGAUUUAUUUCACGUACUGGUGCAGCAUUACAUUGAAGUUCCACUACUUUUACACGUUGUUUGAUUUUAAAUGCUACAUAAUAUUCACAUAUUUUUGCUGUAUUUUCACUGAACUGGACAAUUUACCACCCUUUUGAUGAAUUGCUUUUCUUUUUAACUUCUUUUUUUUAAAACUCUGAUUCCACCAAAGAAUAAAUAAAAACUGAAACUGA
Messenger RNA from Lates calcarifer (barramundi perch), 5092 nucleotides. RefSeq names its product recombination activating 1 (gene rag1). Gene Ontology annotation, biological process: pre-B cell allelic exclusion; V(D)J recombination; adaptive immune response. The record is from RefSeq and is a predicted model, not a curated record. Lineage: Eukaryota; Metazoa; Chordata; Actinopteri; Centropomidae. Gene Ontology annotation, molecular function: sequence-specific DNA binding; double-stranded DNA endonuclease activity; ubiquitin protein ligase activity. The transcript is spliced from 4 exons. Bases 256 to 3471 code for a protein of 1071 amino acids. Gene Ontology annotation, cellular component: endodeoxyribonuclease complex; DNA recombinase complex; nucleus.